AUGAGGCGAUCGUCGCGUGCGGCGGGACGAAGAGGCCGAUACGCGCGCGGGCGAAAAAAAUUGAACGGGCCGGCCGGGUUGUUCGCCGCGUUGGCGCUCGCCGAGGCGGGCGAACGCGUGACGGUGUUCGAGCGCGGGCAGCCAGUGGAAGAGCGCGGACGAGACAUCGGCGCGCUAUUCGCGCGCAGACAGUUGAACGAAGAGUCGAAUUUGUGUUACGGCGAAGGUGGCGCGGGCACGUGGUCGGAUGGAAAGCUCACGACGCGAAUCGGUCGAAACAGCGAACGCGUCCGCGCGGUGUUGCACGCGCUCGUCGCAUUCGGCGCGCCUGAGAACAUUCUCGUCGACGGCAAGCCGCACUUGGGUACCGAUCGUUUGGUGCGAAUCUUGCGCACGGCGAGAAAAUAUUUAGAGGGACUGGGGGUGGAGUUUAGAUUCGGCGUGCGGUGCGCGCGGGUGAACCGCGAUCCGAACACCGGGGACGCGUGCGGUGUGACGCUCGCCGACGGCGCCGUGGUGGCCGCCAAAGCCGUCGUGCUCGCCGCCGGGCACUCAUCCAGAGGUCUCAUGGAAGCCUUACACGAAGAAGACGUGAAACUGACGUAUCAAUCCUUCGCGGCGGGUUUUCGCAUCGAACAUCCGCAAGGAAUGUUGGACACGAUUCAAUAUGGCGAAAAGUACGCCGGAUACGUCGACGGCGGUAAAGGCCCGCUCCCGGUGGCGGAUUAUCGCGUGGCGAACACUGUUCCCGACGGCGUCGCCGCUGGACGCGCGUGUUACAGCUUUUGCAUGUGUCCGGGCGGUCAAAUCGUCCCUACGUCCACAGUAGAGGACGAGUUGUGCAUCAACGGCAUGAGUUUCAGCAAAAGAUCGAGCAAGUGGGCAAACAGCGGAUUGGUGAGCACCAUCACCGAACGCGACGCGAAGCCGUUCGCGGACGAAGGCUACGAACCGUUGUGUGGGGUUUCAUUCCAGCGUCACAUCGAACGCGAGGCGGCGAUAAUGGGCGGAGGCAAACUCGUCGUCCCUGUGCAGACGGCGGAGGAUUUUUUGAGCGAAACCGUUUCGAACGCGUCGACGCUUCCGUCGAGUUCGUACAGACUAGGGGUCGUGCCGGGACCGUUACACGAGUUGUACCCACGCGAAGUGACGAAGGCGAUUCAGGAAUCGCUCGCGCGUUUCGAUAAGCAACUCCCGGGAUUUGCCGGUUCACAGGCGCUCAUUCACGCGCCGGAGGCGCGCACGUCGUCUCCCGUUCGCAUAGACCGCGACAAAGAGACGUUAGAGUCCGUGUCGUGUCGCGCGUUGUAUCCCACGGGCGAAGGUGCGGGCUAUGCCGGCGGGAUUGUCUCCGCAGCGUGCGACGGGCUCGCGGCGGCGACGGAAAUUUUGCGCGCGUACAAGAGUGCGCAGGCGUGA
Ostreococcus lucimarinus CCE9901 is the source of this 1419-nucleotide messenger RNA. RefSeq lists its product with no specific name. The transcript is spliced from 2 exons. The record is from RefSeq and is a predicted model, not a curated record. Bases 1 to 1419 code for a protein of 472 amino acids. Lineage: Eukaryota; Viridiplantae; Chlorophyta; Mamiellophyceae; Mamiellales; Bathycoccaceae.